Molecule: messenger RNA, 1434 nt
Organism: Coprinopsis cinerea okayama7#130
Lineage: Eukaryota; Fungi; Basidiomycota; Agaricomycetes; Agaricales; Psathyrellaceae
Exons: 3
Coding region: 1-1434 (477 amino acids)
Source: RefSeq, a predicted model, not a curated record
AUGGCAGACAGAAUGGCAAGACAGGUCUACAUUCUGUGGGAUGAGAGUGCGUCGCCGAAAGCCAGCCUCGGUGGUUACACUGUCGUCGCAGCAAUAAGGACGUUCGCGAGCCGUCUGGGCGUCAUCAAGGCUGUCAAGUACUAUGCGGACAUCUCGACCAACUCGAAGGCCCGGAUUUUACCGGGCCUUGCAUCCGAACUGCAAUGCUCUGGUGUAUCGGUUAUCGACACCGUCUCCGGUGGAAGAGAGGGGGCUUCUUCAAAGAUGAUGCUAGCUGACUGCUUCAUAUUGGCCUUGGACAAUCCAGACCCUUCAAAGUUCGUCCUUGUGGUUAUCACUGCCGACCCAGACACUUGCUACAGUAUCUCCUCACUCAGAUUGAGGGGCUACUGCGUUCCGGUAAUCUGUCCACUCAAUACCGAUGUCAACAUCGCUCGCCUCUCGGACCUCCGUACCCUUGGUGUUUCAGCGUGCAAUACCCUUUCUGAGAUUGCUGCUAAUGUACGAGCAAUGUUGGACACUGUGACAGAAUCUCAGAGCCCUUCAUCCAACGAGCGCUCGCAAAGCCUGACCUGCCAGUCCUAUAGUCCGGUUCAACCACAUCGUCGGGACUUGGAGGACAAAUCUCCUCAAGGCAACGUGUCACAGUCCCCCGUCCAACCAACUUGGUCGACUUCCCCGUUCGCCGUUCCUCAGCGGGAGGAUGAUGAACCAUCUAUCGUACCCUCCACCUCGACAACCAUGCAUCAACAACCUGCUUCCUCCACAACUGAAACCCUCCUCCGUGACGCUGUAUCCUCUCCCUCUACUUCGAUCCCAGAGGCCCCAGCGGCUCGAUACCCCGCUCUGUCGCCUCUACGCUCGACUGCGACCCCAUUUUCACCACCUCAGCAUCUUACGGCGCCGUUUUCUCGACCAACAAGUAGCAACACUGCAGUGGACCGCGAACUGCAGAGCGUUCCAUCGAGGACCAGUGAAGACGAACAUCCUGGAGAAGCCCCCGCCACUAUUGCGAACCCGACACCUCGGGCUUGGAAUUGCGGACCCGUCUAUCCCCCCAAGUUUAAUUUUACAGGACCACCGACUACAAGCGACUGGCAGAAAGUUUGGAACAUUUCUUCGGAAACGUUCGUCGGCUCGUCAGCGACCACAGCAAUCACAACCACGACAGCACGAGAAAGGGAGGCUGGUAUCCCGGCGCAUUUCCGUGUUCUCGUCGAGGUAUUGCGGGAACAGAGAUCCAAAGGCAUAUCCGUCAUGCAGCGCUGUGCUUUGACAAAACCGCUCCAAAACCGGGAUCCCAAAGUUUUCGUUCGCGCAGGAACGAGUCAAUUCAAGCGACCGAUCAAGCAGUAUCUCCAGGAGGCAGAGAAGCUUGGGAUUGUGACUAUCGCCAAAGGCGGGAAGACAAAGUUGGCUCCUGCCUGGUAUUGA